UUUUGUUGCAUUCUUAUUUUCCUUCUUUUUCGAGGCAAAAAAAAAGAAAAGAAGCCGAAAACCACUUAAUCAUGGACUGCUCUAUAUGUUUAAAGACUGUCUAUUUCGUGGAAAAGGUAGAGGCCAACGGACGGCCUUACCACAAGUCCUGUUUCAAGUGCACAGAGAGUGGAUGUCGAUUGACGCUUGCUAAUUUCCACUAUUGCGAAGGCCGACUAUUUUGCCCAAAACAUGUCCCUAAACUACAAGCUAUUGUUCGACUUGGAAUAAUUCAAGAGGCUGCCUAAUCAUAUAUAUAUAUCUACACUCGCUUACACAAACCAAAUAUAUACAUAUAUACCCAUUAUAAGAAACGGAAGCAGAAGAAGCAGAAGAAGAAUAUCCGAGACUCUUUUUUUUUUUAUACAUACAAGAGUCAAAAUUAUAUAUUCUAUUCUAUUUUAUUUUAUAUAGUGUUGUUCAAGAGAAGGAGAAGUUCAAUAAUAAUUAUAAGGAUGUUUAUAGU
Phycomyces blakesleeanus NRRL 1555(-) is the source of this 505-nucleotide messenger RNA. RefSeq lists its product as hypothetical. The coding region runs from base 72 to 287 and encodes 71 amino acids. Gene Ontology annotation, molecular function: actin filament binding. The transcript has 3 exons. NCBI's taxonomy places the organism in Eukaryota, Fungi, Mucoromycota, Mucoromycetes, Mucorales, Phycomycetaceae. Gene Ontology annotation, biological process: actin filament bundle assembly. The record is from RefSeq and is a predicted model, not a curated record. Gene Ontology annotation, cellular component: plasma membrane; actin cytoskeleton.